UGCGGCUUCCGUAGAUGCUAGCAAGCAGCUAGCUGUCGUUAGCUACUUUCUACAGUUAAUCACAGGAGCCGAAUAAAGAGUCGACAACAAGGCAAAGUCGGACGAUGGUUUUGAAUCUGUGUCAGCCGCACUUUUACACAACAGUUCAUUGUAACAAGCUAUGUGCAGACGGCUAUGAUGUCUCUAACCUCGUGUCAGCUGAACCUGCUCUCCGGAGGCGGGGCUUCAAGCUGGAGUACUUUCUACGUCCACCUCUGCAGGUGACACUGAAGUUUGGCUUCCAGGUGGAGCUAUGCAGGGUGGAUGUGGAGCUGUGGCCCUGGGGCAUGGACAGAGGACAGGCCAGCAAGAGACUGGAGAUCAGCACCAGCUCUGAUCCGCUACCUUCUCACAAAUUGAAUCAAGGACACAAACAGGUUCAGCAAAAAAAACAAAUACAGAUGCAGGUUAACGACCAGAACAAACAGUAUAAAAACAAAGUGUGUGACAGUAAAUCUCACCAUAGUAAUGGACACCAGUGGACUCUUCAGGCCAAACAGUGGGGGGGAGAGACUGAAGGUGGGCAUUCAUACAAGCAGCAGAUUGCCAAAGAUCAGGCUCAAACAAACGCAGACUCCGGCCAACCUGAGGCAGAGUUUAAACUGGUGGGUCGAUGUGAACUUCGAGACGAAACCCGAGUCUGUUUUUCACAUUCAAAUUUUCGCCCCCAGCCCCUGUUUCCCUCCGCACCUCCGUCGCAGCCCACAAACUGUCGACAGGAGGAGCUAUGGAGCAGGGGUGCGCUUUCGUUGGGCGCCGUGACGCAGCUUCGAGUGACCGUGCCGUUUGGCGGGUCCGCGUCAGCUCUGGGGUUCAAGGCUUUGUCUGUGUGGGGACAGCCUGCUCGCUGCUGCCCUCCAGAGGAAGUGGAGAAGAUUAAAACGGUCCACGAGGCCAGUGAAAGACGACUGCCGCAGCCUGUGUUUUUUACCUCCUCUGUCAGACCAGCCAGUCAACCACAGCAAGCAGCCACACCUGUGAGCAAUCCAUCCAUCCCAGAAGAGUUCCUUGAUCCUUUAACCCAGGAGGUAAUGAUGCUGCCGAUGCUGCUGCCAAGCGGUGUAUCGGUGGACAGCACCACUCUGGAGGAGUGCCAGAAGAGGGAAGCCACUUGGGGUCGCCCCCCGAACGACCCCUUCACCGGGGUCCCGUUCACUUCAACCUCACAGCCUCUUCCCAAUCCCCAGCUAAAAAUACGCAUCGACCACUUCCUACUGCAGAGAGGGGGGGUUGGGAGGGACGGGAUGUUGGGGAGACAAGGGGAAGGAAAGAAUCCACAAGCCUCGAGACUUAUAACCUCUAGAGAAGACGGACAAUCCCACAAUACUUCAUUUCUCAGUAAAAGCUCAAUAAACAGUACUGUUAGAAGCUCUAAGAGGACUAUUCAGGUAGAAGAUGCUGGAUUAGGACAAUCAUCAGAUCAUGGAAGUCUACGGAUUAACUCUCAGCCUAUUGCUCUAGAAAAUAAAUCAGAGUUGGAUCAAAAAAAGAAACGAUAUCUAAAUUCUGGAAGAGAUUCAGUAGAAGAGUUUGAUGAGAAGCAACUACGACCUCAAACAAAAAGACCGAGACAUGAUGCACUUUCAGUCCCCUCCUGCAGCUCCCAUGAGCAGCGUUUGUCCGCUAGCCUGGACGAGGCCCUCUUCUCCGCCCUGCAGGGCCGACCUUCCUUCACCUCAAACUUGCCCCAGCAAAGACGUGAAACUCGUGACAGUGAAGCACUGAACACCACGCAGCAGAGUCCGAGUUCAGACAUUCCAAACACCGGCACAGGUGAGAAGACCUGCUCUGCGUGUUCCUGUUCAGUCUCUGUUUACUCCACUUCUGCGUCUUCCAUCUACCGUCUGACCUGCGGUCAUUUGCUCUGCCGUGCCUGCGUGCAGAGGCGAUCACACAUUCCAAACUCUGUCACUACAGUAACAUCCAAUCACGUCUUGUGUCCCACCUGCCAAAGCACUACCCCACGCAGCGACAUCAUACGUGUGCAUCACUGAAAGAAAUGUGAAGCUGUGCCUUCAAAGCCUGUGAACAAACCAGGAUUUGUUUUGUGACUGUGUUGAACUCGCAGUGAAGGAAAAACAUUAAAGCUGAAGGUUAAAAUUCCCAUGAAUACAUUGUUUAUUGAGUUUGAUGCUGUUCCCUUCUUUGACUUACAGUGUGUCGUCAUGCACCAUUGUAGGUUGGAUCAUAUAAUUACUUCCGAGGAGGUACAUUUUUUCGGCAUUUUCAAUUACAUUAUGCAUCUUUGAUGUCUCAUUGUUAUGUAUCAUUUUGUGUCUCAUGUCAUCCGUUUGCGUACUUGGAAGUACAUGAAGUGGAGCAGGAUUUGUUCCUUAGAUGUUUCCUUGGACCAGUGGCGUCACAACAUCAGAUUAGGCCAAACAACAGCUGAAGAAAGAACACCACUGAAAGCAAAGACCUUUACAACGUAUAAAAAAAAAAAAACUUAAGGACUUCUUCUCUACCUCCUCUCCCUCGCUGUGCUAACCUCUCCAUUGAUCAUUGAAGUUUUGUUGCAACCUUGGUCCUGCAGCUUUUUCAGGACCCUGGUUGUGUAGAUGUGCUGAGGAUUCACAAAGAAAAGGCUGAGGGACAGAAAAACAGAGCAAGAGGCCAGAAGAAUUAAUGCGAAAAACGAAGUGACUCAAGGCUGCGUGUUCAUUGUGCAGAAACAGACGGGGUCACGCUCAGCAGAUCAGCUGUUACCACGUUAGCCCUGUCCUCGUCUAUGGACUAUCCCCUUGUUCCUUAUACAUGGGUAAAAGCAAGCAGAGAUGCAAUACUGGGUCUUCUUGGAACUGAUCAUGUUUUUUAUGACUUGAAUUCCUACAAUGGCAAAGGUGUGGUGUAAGGAAAUAAAUGUGUGCACGUUGUUUACCGGCUACAUGACCUCCUGUGUCCUUGCCCCCGAGAUUAAUUAUCUGUCUCUUUAACACUCCACCCUAUUCACCUCUUAUAAGUGUAUUGUCGUGUGCACAAAAGGGUUAAACAGAGCAAAGUCAGACGAAAAAGUAUUCAUCUGGCUUUUAUGAUCAAAAACAGCAUAAUUUAAAUGUUGGUUUCCCUGACAACAUUAAGCCUAUAACCAAGGUCGUGAUCCUGUAUCCGCUCAAGAAGAAGAUAGUGGAGUUGCUCUGCAUGUGAAAUCGACAUCAGCCGCACUAUUUCAGUCACAAGUGGACGGUAAAGCGCUGAACGCUGAAUCAGACUCACUAUUGUUAGAACGUUUGGUUUCACUUUUAAAUGAUUUUUCUGCUUCGUACAAGUGAGAAAUGUAAAAACUUAAAUUUGAAUCCACUGCUUAUGAACGGUUGAAAGCAAUAUUGUUAGAUAAUUCUACUUGUUUCAUGUUCAGGAGUACAGUAAUGCAUAACAAGUCCACAUUUUGUUUUUAUUAAACGAUAGGCCUUGAA
Molecule: messenger RNA, 3452 nt
Organism: Paralichthys olivaceus (Japanese flounder)
Lineage: Eukaryota; Metazoa; Chordata; Actinopteri; Pleuronectiformes; Paralichthyidae
Gene: ubox5
Product: U-box domain containing 5
Biological process (GO): protein polyubiquitination
Cellular component (GO): nucleus
Molecular function (GO): ubiquitin protein ligase binding; ubiquitin-ubiquitin ligase activity
Source: RefSeq, a predicted model, not a curated record